Clonostachys rhizophaga is the source of this 1950-nucleotide messenger RNA. NCBI's taxonomy places the organism in Eukaryota, Fungi, Ascomycota, Sordariomycetes, Hypocreales, Bionectriaceae. The record is from the annotation of a GenBank genome assembly.
AUGCUUUCCAGCGGCCUAGGGAACACCUUAUCGAGGUGUCGCGUGCCCUUUGGAAGGGUCAGUCGCAGCACCCCGAUACGUCACUACCGGAGCGGCGGGCCUUUCCAACCUCUGCGACCGCCCUCACCGAGCGAGCUCGGCGCACCACAGGCUGCCAAGCAAUACAAGAAGAGCAGAAAAUGGGGGCGACGGCUUCUCAUAGUGUCCAUCGCUGGAGGCGUGGUAUACCUGGCGGACCGGCAAAUCUAUGCAUCAGGUCUCUUGCGCUCCGUCCGAACCUUCUAUACCGGCUUAGUGGUCGCGAUCGAUUACAAGCUCAACUUCCGCGCCGACCCAUGGGUCUCGGGGACCAUCCAAGAUCUACACAACCGAAACGCACAGCGUCUCUUCGACCUGCUGCAGGACAAUGGCGGUCUGUACCUCAAGAUCGGACAGGCGAUUGCGAUGCAAAGCGCCGUGCUGCCGCCCGAGUUCCAAAAGAUGUUUGGGCGCAUGUUCGACGACGCUCCUCAGGACGACUGGAAAGACGUCGAGGCCGUCAUAAAGGAGGAUUUCGGCAAGAGCGUGGAAGAAGUGUUCGGUGUUAGCUUUACGGGCAAGGCGGGCUACGGCCUGAUGGAGCGGAAAGCCCGGGCGAGUGCGAGUGUUGCGCAGGUGCACUGGGCCAGAUUGCCGGACGGGCGAGAGGUCGCGAUCAAGGUGCAGAAGCGAGAAAUCGGAAAGCAAAGGGAUUGGGACCUCUGGUCUUUCAAAACUGUCACUUGGAUCUACUCCAAAUGGUUUGAUCUCCCACUGUACACGAUGAUACCGUUUAUCACUGAGCGCUUGGAGUUGGAAAUGGAUUUUGUCAAUGAGGCGAAAAAUGGUGAAACGAUGAGGGCUCUCGUGAACUCUGAGAAGAGCCUUAGAGGCCGAGUUCACAUCCCUCUAGUCUAUCCUGAACUUACAACUACAAGAGUAUUAACGACCGAGUGGAUUGAAGGCGUGAGACUAUGGGAUAAGAAGGCCCUGACAUCAACUUGGUUCGGUGGCUACGGGAAUGGCUCUCCAGGUGCUAGAGUUCCCCUGCCGCCCUUUGACGUGGACAAAGCUCGGCGUGAGGUCCGAACAGGUGCGCACGUGGAUAAGAUCAAGCCUGAUCGGCAAUACUGGAAGGGACGCCGAGGGAGAGGCGGACUGGGUCUUUCAUCGAAGGAGGUCAUGGGAAUCAUGGUUGAUCUCUUCGCUGCACAGAUCUUCAAAUGGGGUAUAGUGCAUUGUGAUCCUCAUCCUGGAAAUAUCUUCAUCCGCCGGCUGCCAAAUGGUAGAGCGGAACUUGUCCUCAUUGAUCAUGGGCUCUACGUUGAAAUGUCAGACGAGUUCCGACACCAAUACGGUCUUCUCUGGAAGGCUCUCCUGACAUUUGACAACAAAACAAUCGUCGAUGUCACCUCUCGCUGGGGAAUUAGAUCUGCAGACAUGUUUGCCUCCGCAACUCUGUUACGACCAUAUGAAGGCGGAGAGAAAUUCGAUGCCGGGAUGGAGAACAUGACACCUGCCGAAAGGAACUAUGCGAUGCAGCGCAAGAUGAAGGAUGGCAUCAGGGACAUUCUGGCAGACGAGGACAAGUGGCCAAAGGAGCUUAUCUUUUUAGGCCGUAACAUGAGAAUCGUUCAAGGGAACAACCAGUACCUGGGCUCGCCGGUAAACCGCGUCAAGAUCAUGGGCGAAUGGGCGAGUCGUAGUCUCUACGAGGACCCCAAUCAACCAUGGCGGCAGCGAUUCUCGCAUGCCUUCCGGCAUAUCAUAUUCAAGACCGUGAUGACUUUUACGGAUGUUGCUUUUUACUUUUUCAAAAUGCGGCAAUGGCUGGGACUUGGGGGUGGGAUGGAAGACGAGAUGGAAAAACGCAUGAAGGAGAUGGCGUCCGAGUACGGCAUUGAGCUGCAGGAAGCGGUGUUUGAAGGUUAG